AUGAUCUCUCCGAAACCUUUGGAGGAUGUUCAGGAGGCGAUCAAACAGUUAAUUGUUACAGAAUUCAUCCCGGGAACAAACACUAUUCAGAAAGACAGUGAGAACGCAGAAGAGGAGGCAUAUUUAAAGAAUGAACCUACUGCUGACGAUUCCUAUGACGAUAUAGAAGCUGGCGGUGACGAAGAUGAAACUGGUGAAAGGAAAGCUUAUUAUAUAGAAGUGGAGGACGAAGAGAAUGACGAUGCAACUGUCGAUAAGCCAAUCGACGAGGAACCAUUUAACUUUCUUAAAUACCCAGAACACGAACCCGACCAUAAGCCACAUCCCCACUUCGCCAUACUUAAAAAUGGAUUCGUUAAUUAUGUGAACCUUGACUUUUAA
Drosophila subobscura is the source of this 381-nucleotide messenger RNA. RefSeq lists its product as uncharacterized. The record is from RefSeq and is a predicted model, not a curated record. The coding region runs from base 1 to 381 and encodes 126 amino acids. The transcript has a single exon. Lineage: Eukaryota; Metazoa; Arthropoda; Insecta; Diptera; Drosophilidae.